Lathyrus sativus (Indian pea) is the source of this 1818-nucleotide messenger RNA. The record is from the annotation of a GenBank genome assembly. Lineage: Eukaryota; Viridiplantae; Streptophyta; Magnoliopsida; Fabales; Fabaceae.
AUGGACUUCUUAUUUGUAUUGUUGUUGUUGGGUUGCUUCUGUUCUUUUGUGUUGUCUGAUCAGCAAGGAGAUGCACUGAUUGCAUUGAAGUUUUCACUGAAUGCUUCAGGUCAACAGCUUACUGACUGGAAUGAAAAUCAAGUCAACCCUUGUACUUGGUCACGUAUUAACUGUAAUCAAAACAACAAUGUUUUUGAAGUUUCAUUGGCGAUGAUGGGAUUCACAGGAUACUUGACCCCUAGGAUAGGAGCUCUGAAAUAUCUCAAAUUUCUUUCUUUGCAAGGAAAUGGCAUUACUGGUGACAUACCAAAAGAAUUCGGAAACCUGACAAGCUUGGUCAGGUUGGAUUUGGAGAACAACAGAUUAACUGGUGAAAUACCGUCUUCCCUUGGUAAUCUUAAAAAGCUCCAAUUCUUGACAUUGGGUCAAAACAAUCUCACUGGGACUAUUCCUGAAUCCCUUGCCAGUAUUUCAAGCUUGACCGAAAUUCAGCUAGAUUCAAAUAGUCUCAGCGGCCAAAUUCCUCAGAAGUUAUUUGAAAUUUCUAAAUACAAUUUCAGUGGAAAUAAUUUGAAUUGUGGUGUGAAUUAUGCUCAACCUUGCACAUAUAAUAAUUCAGAACAAGGUUCAUCACACAAACCAACAGGCCUCAUAAUCGGAAUUACCAUAGCACUUGUAGCUAUCCUUGUUAUUGGUGCUCUCCUAUUAUUUUGGUGCAAGGGUAGACACAAGGGCUACAAGCGUGAAGUUUUUGUAGAUGUUGCAGGUGAAGUUGAUCGGCGAAUUGCAUUUGGGCAAUUAAGAAGAUUUGCAUGGAGAGAACUACAAAUAGCUACCGACAACUUCAGUGAGAAAAAUGUUUUAGGACAGGGAGGCUUUGGAAAGGUUUAUAAAGGCGUCCUUUCGGAUAACACAAAAGUUGCUGUUAAAAGGUUAACUGAUUAUGAAAGCCCUGGGGGAGAUGUAGCUUUCCAGCGUGAAGUUGAGAUGAUAAGCGUAGCAGUUCAUCGGAACUUGUUACGGCUGAUUGGAUAUUGUACUACUCCAACCGAACGCCUUUUAGUUUAUCCCUUCAUGCAGAACUUAAGUCUCGCGUAUCGUCUACGAGAACUCAAACCCGGGGAACUUGUUUUGGGUUGGCCAACAAGAAAACAGGUAGCUCUGGGAACUGCACGGGGCCUAGAAUAUCUUCACGAGCAUUGCAAUCCUAAAAUUAUUCAUCGGGACGUGAAGGCAGCUAAUGUAUUACUCGACGAAGAUUUUGAAGCAGUUGUCGGCGACUUUGGUUUGGCAAAGUUAGUAGAUGUUCGAAAGACUAACGUGACAACUCAAGUUCGUGGGACAAUGGGCCAUAUAGCUCCUGAAUAUUUAUCGACCGGAAAGUCCUCAGAAAGGACUGAUGUUUUUGGCUACGGGAUUAUGCUUCUGGAGCUUGUUACAGGCCAACGCGCAAUUGACUUCUCACGUUUGGAAGAGGAAGAUGAUGUGCUGUUACUUGACCAUGUUAAGAAAUUGGAGCGGGAGAAAAGACUAGAAGUUAUUGUUGAUCGCAACCUAAAUAAAAACUACAACAUACAAGAGGUAGAAAUGAUGAUAAAAGUUGCGUUACUGUGCACUCAAGCAACGCCGGAAGACCGUCCACUAAUGUCGGAGGUUGUAAGAAUGCUAGAAGGCGAAGGGUUGGCUGAAAGGUGGGAAGAAUGGCAACACGUGGAGGUGAACCGGAGACAAGAAUACGAGAGACUACAAAGAAGAUUUGAUUGGGGAGAAGAUUCGGUAUAUAAUCAAGAUGCCAUUGAGUUGUCUGGUGGCAGAUAA